UCUCCUCCUUCUCCUGCCGGUGUUUCCGUGCGUGGCGCCCAUUGGCUGCCGGCACCCGUCCCCCGGUGCCGCCGCUCCGCUCCCUCUGCCCGAGCCCCGCAGAUGGCGGGGGCAGCGAGGGGGACAGACCCUCCGGCGUGGGGCUGAGGGACCGCGCAGCCCCGGCCAGCCGCCCACGGGCACGGCCGUGGGCCCCGCUCCCACGCCAGCCAGGGAGUGGGCGAUGGGCAACUGCGGGAAGAAGCACUCGCGUCUCCGGUAGAGCACGGUGGGCGCGUUGCCUCCGGGACCGCUCUGCUCUACUGCUCUUAAGAAAGGGGAAGGGGAAAAACAUGACACGGAUUCUCCCGGUGAAGCAGAGGAAAAUGUACAUCCCGACGACAUGUAAGUACCCGGCGGCUCUGCCCGCGUUUCCCAGAUGACACCCGUGGGCGUGAGUCCAUGCAGAAGUUAACUCUGCAGUCCCAGAGAAGGAAACCUGCCGACCUCCCCCUCCGGCUCCCCACCCUCCAAUUCUGCCAGUCCAUCCUGGUCCGUACCAGGUAGCUCAGCCUCAAGCUUCUCACCCAGUGUUAGCAGCGACCUCGUGGUGAAUGGAGAACUUGUUUGCUCAAGGCUCUCUCUAAGUGAGCCGAGCGCUGUUUCCAUGCCAAACCCUGACGUGAUGGGCAAUUGGGCACCUCAGAUUAGGAAGGCUGGGAUGCUGCUUUGGUGUUGCAAACAGAUUGCUAACUGAUCCUGCGAGGACACUGCCUCCUGCCCUCUUUCCUGCCUCUGCUAUGAACACUUCUGCUUUCAGCCUCCCCACACCGGCAGUGUCGGAGGAGGGGAAUGCCUCUAGCAGCUGGGAAGGCUUCACCACCCCCAACAGCUCCGCCACCGUCAGCCCUGGUGUAGUUGUCAGCGGUGUCCUCAUCCCUGUGGUCUACCUCAUUGUCUGUGUGGUGGGGCUGGCUGGAAAUUCUCUGGUCAUUUAUGUGGUCCUGCGGCACUCUGUGAGUGAGUCGGUGACCAAUGUCUACAUCCUGAACCUGGCCCUAGCUGAUGAGCUCUUCAUGCUGGGCCUGCCAUUCCUGGCUGCGCAAAAUGCCCUCUCCUACUGGCCGUUUGGUUCUUUCAUGUGCCGCCUGGUGAUGGCCGUGGAUGCCAUCAACCAGUUCACCAGCAUCUUCUGCCUGACGGUGAUGAGUGUUGAUCGCUACUUGGCAGUGGUCCACCCAGGGAAGUCCUCCAAAUGGCGAACAGCACGAGUGGCCAAGGCUGUGAGUGCAACGGUGUGGGUGCUGUCUUCCAUAGUGGUGCUGCCCGUGGUUGUCUUCUCAGACGUCCCUUUAGGGAUGAGUACGUGCCACAUCCAGUGGCCAGAGCCAGCCUCGGUGUGGAGAGCUGGCUUUAUCAUCUACACUGCUACACUGGGCUUCUUUGGACCACUGCUGGUGAUUUGUCUCUGCUAUCUUCUGAUUGUUGUGAAGGUUCGUUCCUCUGGCAGGCGGGUGAGGGCUCUGUCCUCCAAGCACAAGCUUUCAGAGCGCAGAGUGACCCGCAUGGUGGUGACUGUUGUGGCUGUCUUUGUCCUUUGCUGGCUCCCCUUCUAUGUCCUCAACAUAAUCAAUGUUGUUUGCCCACUGCCAGAGGAGCCGUCCCUCUUUGGUGUCUACUUCCUUGUGGUGGUGCUGCCGUAUGCCAAUAGCUGUGCCAAUCCUAUCAUCUAUGGCUUCCUCUCCUACCGCUUCAAGCAGGGCUUCCAGAGGGCCAUCUUCAGGCCAUCCCGCCGAGUCCAAAGCCAGGAGGUGCCAGCAGGCCCCCCAGAGAAGACUGAUGAUGAAGGAGAAGAGGGCGAGAUCAGCAAGAUCACCCAGAAUGGAAAUGGCAGGCAGGAGCGCCCUCUAAGCAGUGGAGAAGGAGAGAGCAAUGAGCAAAAACCACUCCCUGAGCAGCCUGUGGGAUGUGAAAAGAGCAACAAGUUGCAUGUCAGUUAUUUGUGAUGAAAGGGAUGGUGUAGGGGAAAGAGACAUUGGAAUAUGAGGCCCCCUUCACCUUGUCUGCUUUUCAACCUCAAAGGCAAUGGGAGACAAAGGCAUAUUAAAGUCCAAGAGUCUGUUUAAAGAUGAAGAGGGCUCCAUGAACUUG
Corapipo altera (White-ruffed manakin) is the source of this 2130-nucleotide messenger RNA. It is a transcript of the gene SSTR3, whose product is annotated as somatostatin receptor 3. Gene Ontology annotation, cellular component: membrane; neuron projection. Gene Ontology annotation, molecular function: neuropeptide binding; somatostatin receptor activity. The transcript is spliced from 3 exons. The record is from RefSeq and is a predicted model, not a curated record. NCBI's taxonomy places the organism in Eukaryota, Metazoa, Chordata, Aves, Passeriformes, Pipridae. Bases 780 to 1985 code for a protein of 401 amino acids. Gene Ontology annotation, biological process: neuropeptide signaling pathway.